GCAAGGGUCAAGGUCAUAUUUAAAUGCUUCGACACCCGCUCUCAAGAUAUGUCACUGAGAUGGACGCAGCUGAGAGACAGAUGACGGCGGGCCCGAUUGUUGUCAAUCAUCAAUGAGUCAACGUCGGGAUGGUGUCUGUUAAGUGCUUGCGAGUGAGGGCAUCGACGAUCGUUUGGUGGCUCAAGAAAUUGGAUUGCCUGCGAUUGAUGAGCACCUGUCCUUUCAUAGACGGUUAGGCGACAAGCUUGUACCUCGAUUGGGUCUGGGCGAACCAUGGCUCUCCAUCUGGUCCGAUGGCCUUGGUUCAGCCCAACCCACCUCGCAUGUUGGAGUGUCGUCCAACUCUCGCUAUGAUCAUACCAUGAUCGCUGCCUUGGCCGUGCCUCAGGAGUCGACGCCGUCACUGCGUUUUUCACCAGACUUAACUCGAAGGAUUACCUUUAGCUAGUGCGAGCCUGCUGUAUUCAGACUCAAGCUGUCGUGGCUCCCGCCGAGUCCAUCCGUGCAGGUAUCUCUGUUGGUCCGUUGUCAGACUGCACAAGACUGACGUGACAAAGUGCAGGAUGUUCGUCAUCUGGUAUUCCACGCGGAAUCGUUAUCUGCGUUGGUGUUUGUCUACCAAGUACGAAAAUCUCCAAAAUGCAGCCGCACUAAGUCGUGCAAGUUCAUGCGCGGUAGUGCAACGGCUUGGUGCAGCGCUUGAGACGGUCAUAUGAUAUCGGCAGUUGUUUUGUUGGAUCCAAUUUGUGUUGUUAGUUGCAAGAUCCAAAAUUACAAAAAGACUGCGCCGUAGGGGGGAAGGCGGCAAGAUGCAUGAGCGACAGAGUGGGACCGGAGUUUAGCAGGAGCCAAGGGACAAGACGGGAGCUUGUUGGGGGAAGUGGAUAAGGUAGCGCACUUUGACUGACUGGAAGGCCCCUGAAAACGGUUGUUUCCUUCUGCCUUAGCGAAUAUCAAAAACAUGCUAUUCUUCAUCUCCUCUCCCAACGACUACCCGUGAUCACUUUCACUGCCUAAACUCGCACGACAACAACAAUAACAUAAUGUUUCAAGUAAGGCUGUCUCGAGAUUGCUCAUGCAUCGACCGGUUUCCCUUCUACGACUUCUACAGGCGCUCCUUGUCAACGAUCAAACAUCUAGCUUCACUUUCGGCCAUUCUAGUUCUCUCCAUGCGACAGGCUUCUCUGUCAUGAGAACAUGAUGAAGCCUCAAGAGUCUCAGACAAUCAGCACGAGCAACAGUUACUUCGCCAAUUCUCCGAUAUUGUGACAUGUUUGUAAACUGAAGGACAAGAGCAACUGGCCCAUUGUUACUGCGACAUGCCAACAAUAGAUGCUGACAGAAAUAGGUAGAUCUCCAUUGACGCAAACCGCCAUGAGACCUUGUGUCUGGCACCCAGGACGCCUUAUGACAAAUACUGCACUUGUCCUGCGUUCCAAAGGCGCUUCCCCAGUUACAUGGCUGCCUUGCCGGCAUGGAAUUUGCGCAGCGCAAACAACCUUCAGCUUUGUCACGAACGCCCGGCCAUAUCUCUCAGGAUCAGAAAACGACAGAUGGCUCGCCAUCUCUCAGUGGGUACAGAACUUGAGAUAGCAAAGUCAUGCAACUCAAGUGAUCAAGCUACGACAUUAUUCGCUACACAAGCACAAUCACAGUCACAGCAUGCACAACUAUGAGGCUCAAGGCAUGAAACUUGAACCCUCAUCCUUUCUGUCUGGCGGUUGCCUCCUGUCCCUCUGUUCAGGAUGGGGGAAGCUUAGCUACCAAGAAAGAGGGUGGUGCCGAUAUCAGUCCUUGAGUGCAGUCAGACUAGUAGCAAAAUGUGGGAAAGUCGAUGCUAAUCUUUCAUGAUGUCGGUUCGUGGUUGAUCUCGCUUGACAGAGUUAAGAUACUGUCAAGCCUUUUACUGCGCCUCAUCAGCUAUCACAGCGGGCAGAGGGAGCCAAGGUGUACAGGCAGGCAACAUUUGUGUCCUUGGCUCCCGGGGUAUUACAAUAUCAAGCAUACUAUGGAAUCCCAGCCUGUGUGUAACUCCUUUCAACAUAGCUACACGAAAGGAACUGGAUUGGCCUCUAGUUAAUAUGCCUGAUCUCGGCUAAUUCGUGCCUUGACCUCAGCCAGUGUCGAGGAUUUGGGAGGGCGCUGAGCCCAGAGCUAUAUAGGAUGGAUAAUGCCCCCGAAAUAUAGCUGUCAAAACGCAAUUUGACGAAAUCGACUAAGUAGGCUCCCAUAUUGAUCAGCCUGAACUUCUUUUGAAUCAUCGACAUAUCUCAGUAUACUUUUACUUUGGCGAGUAUCUAUCUUAUCACGCAUCUAGUCUUCACACUUCCAUCGGGGACUACCACUUCUAUACAAGCUUGUACGAGAUCCUCCAUCAUGGGCAGCGGUAAAGGCGGAAGCUCUUGGGCUAGUAAGAGUAGCAGAAACUCUCGACCGGAAUGCCAUGUGGAAAAGUGUCAUCAUCCGAUAGGAAAGUUCAAUUCUGGGACGUAUUCUAUCUACUGCGAGAAGCAUGCUUGUACUUUCGGCGCUGGGUGUAAGUCUAGCAAGCGUUCAAAAGAUAAGUUCUGCGACAAACAUUCCAAGUGCGAUUGGCAUCGAUGCAAUGCGAAGGUCUUGGAUGUCGAAGGAGAUGACUUUAAAUACUCCAGCAUCGGUCACAGCGAUUGGCUCUGUCGCGAUCACUCCUGUAAGGCGAAAGACAAAGACAAGCAAUGCUAUGAGGAGCGCUACAAGAACUCGCAAUACUGCAAAGAGCACUCCAAAGAGUUCCAGUGCAAGAUGCCGAAAUGCGAUUCCGACCGAGAUGGUUCUGAACGGUACUGCAAGAAACACCAUUGUGGAGUGGACGACUGCCACCGUCGAGUACUCAGCUUAGCGAAUGAUGAAAUGGCGGGUCGAGAUAAGAAAAAGUGCUACAAGCAUCAACGCUGUGAAGCCUUGAGAGACUGCAAGAACUACUCGCUUUGGGAUCCCGACAAAACUCCAACAAGGCUCUGUGUGAACCAUUCAAAAUGUGAGUUCUUCCAGGCCUGCAACGGCUUUGCCCAAGGAGAUUCGAGAUUCUGUACCGAUCACGAGUGCGACCAACAGGGCUGCCUGCAGCCUCGGGAUGUUCAUAACGGCCUGGUUAUGAGAUGGUGUCAUAUGCACUUGUGCUCUGCGCCUGGAUGCCCCGACUUUGCUAACGGACAUGGUCACGCCCACCCGCAGAAGUGCUUCCGACACACUUGUCAAAGAGCAGAAUGUUCAGAAAUCGUCCAGGACAACAACCCCAACUCUCAUUUUUGCCUGACCCAUGCCUGCGCCGAUCCUGCUGCCGUGCGCCUCGAGAACGCGGUUCUCCAUUCUUCCCCACCCUUUGCACACUCCAUGGGGACGAGAGAGCGGAACAACAAGAGAGAUACUAUCAUUAUACUACUUCUCCUUCUCGAGCAACAUCUCGCUCGAGUAGCAGGACUAGUAGCCAUGACUCCCGGCGCAGGCCGAGGUCAUUUCGCCCCCAGCAAUACCAUUACCCAACAUAUCAGGAUCCGUUUCAGGCCUCAGAAGCCGGUCGUCGAUAUGCGUAUCAUAACAUAG
Molecule: messenger RNA, 3582 nt
Organism: Fusarium verticillioides 7600
Lineage: Eukaryota; Fungi; Ascomycota; Sordariomycetes; Hypocreales; Nectriaceae
Exons: 10
Coding region: 2377-3582 (401 amino acids)
Source: RefSeq, a predicted model, not a curated record